Messenger RNA from Daucus carota subsp. sativus, 1986 nucleotides. Its product is annotated as 4-hydroxybenzoate polyprenyltransferase, mitochondrial. The record is from RefSeq and is a predicted model, not a curated record. Lineage: Eukaryota; Viridiplantae; Streptophyta; Magnoliopsida; Apiales; Apiaceae. Gene Ontology annotation, cellular component: mitochondrial inner membrane. Gene Ontology annotation, molecular function: prenyltransferase activity. Gene Ontology annotation, biological process: ubiquinone biosynthetic process. The transcript has 10 exons. Bases 355 to 1563 code for a protein of 402 amino acids.
CGCUCGAUAAUUAACCAAUAACAAAUUGCCCAGCGAUCUUUCCAAAACCCACAUACAUCCACCCAACCCGACCCGCUCCAACCUACGGGUGUCCUAUGUUACAUAGAUCCGCUUAACUGAAGGAGAAACAAGCAUCUCGCCCCUCGUCAAUAAUCACAGGAAGUCGUCUGGAGCAUACAGAGGAUAUUUCUUUCUAUCAUAAAGAUUCUGGCCUUUAAUUUUGAGGACAAUGUCUGUAACAGCUUGGUAUUAGUAAUAUAUGUUUAUACUUUAUACACAUAUCACAUAUGACAUAACCAUAUAAAUAAAUAUAUUUGUAUUAAAAAUUACACGCAGGCUCUGAGCUUCACUCGAAUGGCUCUGUUUCGCCUGUGUAAAGCUACACGCAGGCUCCGAGCCUCUGCUCUCUCUCUUCAAUUGACCGGACCCGUAUUGUCUCCCCCAAUUCCAAACCCUAAAACCCCAUCCGACUCUUUUUCUCAAUCAUUCACCACCAAUCUCUUCAAUUCACUCCACACACACACUCAUUGCCUCCCUAAGUGCAUAUAUAUUCAAGAAAAUCAGAAUUUUAGGACUUUUAAUUCGACCCAAUUGGUGAAGAAUGCUGGCAUAUCAACAUUGGGAUAUGAGAAAAAAGAGGAGAAUGAGAAAAAGGAGGAGAGUAAAGUAAAGGGGUGUUCUUGGAUUGAUUUGUAUUUGCCGAAAAAUUUGGUGGGUUAUGCUCAUUUAGCUAGGUUGGAUAAGCCUAUUGGGACUUGGUUACUCGCUUGGCCAUGUAUGUGGUCUAUAAAUUUGGCAGCAUCGCCUGGGAGCUUUCCUGAUUUUAAAAUGAUGGCCCUAUUUGGUUGUGGGGCUUUUCUGCUAAGAGGUGCAGGAUGCACAAUAAAUGAUCUCCUUGACCGUGAUAUUGAUACAAAGGUAGAACGCACAAGAUUGAGACCAAUUGCAAGUGGUGCUUUGACAAGGUUUCAAGGGCUUUGUUUUCUUGGAAUCCAACUGUUUUUGGGUCUUGGCAUCCUCCUUCAAUUGAAUUCCUAUAGUCAAAUGUUAGGAGCUUCAUCCUUGCUGCUGGUCUUUACUUAUCCUCUCAUGAAGCGGUUUACAUUUUGGCCUCAAGCCUAUCUUGGUUUAACAUUUAAUUGGGGUGCUUUGUUGGGAUGGGCUGCUAUUAGAGGAAGUCUUGAUCCUACCAUAGUCUUCCCACUUUACCUUUCUGGAGUGUGUUGGACACUUGUCUAUGAUACCAUAUAUGCGCAUCAGGAUAAAGAAGACGAUAUGAAAGUAGGUGUUAAAUCCACUGCUCUCCGGUUUGGGGAUACCACGAAGGAAUGGAUUAGCGGGUUUAAAAUAGCUUGCAUUGGUGGCCUUACUCUUAGUGGAUUUAAUGCUAAUAUUGGAUGGCCAUACUUCAUAUUUCUAACGGCUGCCUCUGGCCAAUUAGCAUGGCAAAUUUGGACGGUUGACCUAUCAUCCCGAGUUGAUUGUAAUCGAAAGUUUGUAUCCAAUAAGUGGUUUGGCGCAAUGAUAUUCAGCGGAAUAUUAUUUGGACGACUGAUGUCAUAAAUUAUAAGAUAUCGGCCUUUAAAUUCUCAAAUUCUCGUCAGGCGCUUGGCUAUGUGCUAUCUGUUAAUCAGAUUUCAAUUGGUAAUUGGUGUCCAUGGUGCACACAUCCCAAAUCUCCAAGCUGCCAUAUCAUGUUGCAAAACUGAACUGCAUUUGCAUUGGGCUGGUAAGGCCCGAGAGUGGAACAGAACUUUUGAAAGGGCUUCCAAUGAUCAUAUCAUUAUACUCAAAAUUGAUAGGUCUAACUACAAAACCAUAUAAUAUGUGCUAUAUCUUCCUCACAGUGAAGUGGCAUUUGGCAUAUGAACCUAGUGGUAAGAGAUUUGAUGUAAUUAUGAGAAUUAUGAAACAAAAUGGUCUGAGGUCCCAUUAGCAACUCAUAACGAAUUAAUUAGAAGACUAAGACAUGUUGAUUUGGAUGUU